This is a messenger RNA of Bufo bufo (common toad), 4350 nucleotides long. It is a transcript of the gene GRIN2B, whose product is annotated as glutamate ionotropic receptor NMDA type subunit 2B. Lineage: Eukaryota; Metazoa; Chordata; Amphibia; Anura; Bufonidae. Gene Ontology annotation, biological process: synaptic transmission, glutamatergic; long-term synaptic potentiation; monoatomic ion transport. The transcript is spliced from 13 exons. The record is from RefSeq and is a predicted model, not a curated record. Bases 1 to 4350 code for a protein of 1449 amino acids. Gene Ontology annotation, cellular component: plasma membrane; postsynaptic membrane; NMDA selective glutamate receptor complex. Gene Ontology annotation, molecular function: transmitter-gated monoatomic ion channel activity involved in regulation of postsynaptic membrane potential; NMDA glutamate receptor activity.
AUGAGGCCUACAGAAGCCUGCUACGUCUUAAAAAUCAGCCUCUUGAUUCUUUUCUAUGUUGGCUGCUUUGCCCAGAAACAUCCCAGUAUGGACAUUGCAGUAAUCUUGGUAGGCACCUCAGACGAGGUAGCCAUCAAAGAUGUUCACGAAAAAGAUGACUUCCACAAUUUGUCAGUGACACCAAGGGUGGCUUUGGUAACUAUGAAUGAAUCUGACCCUAAGAGUAUCAUCACACGAAUCUGUGACCUCAUGUCUGACAAGAAGGUUCAAGGGGUCGUAUUUGGUGAUGACACUGACCAAGAAGCUAUUGCUCAAAUUUUGGACUUCAUUUCUGCUCAGACCCUCACUCCCAUCCUAGGCAUUCAUGGUGGAUCAUCAAUGAUUAUGGCUGAUAAGGAAGAAUCAUCAAUGUUCUUUCAGUUUGGGCCCUCCAUUGAACAACAGGCCUCUGUUAUGCUUAACAUCAUGGAGGAAUAUGACUGGUACAUUUUCUCCAUUGUCACAACCUACUUCCCUGGGUACCAAGACUUUGAGAACAAGGUGCGGAGCACCAUCGAAAAUAGCUUUGUGGGUUGGGAACUAGAAGAAGUUAUACAUCUGGAUAUGUCUUUAGAUGACAAUGACUCUAAGAUCCAAAACCAACUUAAGAAGCUUCAGAGUCCUGUGAUCCUGCUGUAUUGCACAAAAGAAGAAGCCACCUAUAUAUUUGAAGUGGCCAAUUCAGUGGGAUUAACAGGCUAUGGUUACACAUGGAUUGUACCCAGUCUUGUGGCUGGAGACACUGACACUGUGCCUGCAGAGUUCCCUACAGGACUCAUCUCAGUGUCCUAUGAUGAGUGGGACUAUGACCUUCCUGCUAGAGUGAGAGACGGGAUUGCUAUAAUUACCACCGCAGCUUCUACCAUGUUGUCUGAGCACAAAUCCAUUCCACAGUCCAAGAGCAGCUGCUACAACAUUCAAGAGAGUAGACAUGAUGAUGCCCAUAUGUUAAACAGGUACUUAAUCAAUGUAACGUUUGAAGGACGGAAUCUCUCAUUUAGUCAAGAUGGGUACCAGAUGCAUCCGAAACUGGUUAUAAUUCUUCUCAACCAGGAAAGAAAAUGGGAAAGGGUUGGCAAAUACAAGGACCGGAGUCUACAAAUGAAGUAUUACGUGUGGCCAGUGUUUGAACUGUAUCCGAAUUCAGAGGAGCAUAAAGAUGAACAUCUGAGCAUCGUUACAUUGGAGGAAGCUCCUUUUGUCAUUGUAGAAGAUGUUGAUCCACUGAGUGGCACCUGCAUGAGGAAUACAGUUCCCUGCCGCAAGCAGAUACGCAUUGAGAACCGUACAGAAGAAGGAGGAAACUACAUCAAGAGAUGCUGCAAGGGGUUCUGUAUUGAUAUCCUGAAGAAAAUAGCUAAAACUGUGAAAUUUACCUACGAUCUGUAUUUGGUAACUAACGGCAAGCAUGGGAAGAAAAUUAAUGGCACAUGGAAUGGAAUGAUUGGGGAGGUGGUAACAAAACGAGCAUACAUGGCUGUUGGGUCCCUUACCAUCAAUGAGGAGCGCUCAGAAGUGGUGGAUUUUUCAGUGCCAUUUAUAGAGACUGGUAUUAGUGUCAUGGUGUCGAGAAGCAAUGGAACAGUCUCUCCCUCUGCAUUUCUUGAGCCCUUCAGUGCUGAUGUCUGGGUCAUGAUGUUUGUGAUGCUCCUAAUUGUGUCUGCAGUGGCGGUGUUUAUAUUUGAGUACUUCAGUCCAGUGGGGUACAACAGGUGCCUUGCAGAUGGCCGAGAGCCUGGUGGCCCUUCGUUCACAAUUGGCAAAGCCAUCUGGCUACUUUGGGGCUUGGUAUUCAACAAUUCUGUGCCUGUGCAGAAUCCAAAGGGGACUACAAGUAAGAUUAUGGUGUCGGUUUGGGCCUUCUUCGCUGUGAUAUUUCUGGCCAGUUAUACAGCCAACCUUGCUGCCUUUAUGAUCCAAGAAGAGUAUGUGGAUCAGGUGUCCGGUCUCAGUGAUAAAAAGUUUCAAAGACCGAAUGAUUUCUCCCCCGCCUUCCGAUUUGGCACUGUCCCGAACGGCAGCACAGAAAGAAAUAUUCGUAACAACUACCUCGAAAUGCAUACUUAUAUGGUGAAAUUUAACCACGAUCAGUGCAAGAUGCCCUAUUGUCCUUUAAAAACUGGUAAACUGGACGCCUUUAUUUAUGAUGCUGCUGUGCUGAACUACAUGGCAGGGCGGGAUGAAGGCUGUAAACUAGUGACCAUUGGUAGCGGCAAGGUCUUUGCAUCCACUGGUUAUGGCAUUGCUAUCCAAAAGGACUCUGGAUGGAAAAGACAGAUUGACCUGGCAAUCCUUCAGCUAUUCGGUGAUGGGGAAAUGGAAGAGCUGGAAGCCCUCUGGUUAACUGGCAUUUGUCAUAAUGAGAAGAAUGAGGUGAUGAGCAGUCAGCUGGACAUUGACAACAUGGCUGGAGUAUUCUACAUGCUGGGAGCUGCUAUGGCUCUGAGUCUCAUCACAUUCAUAAUGGAGCACCUCUUCUUCUGGCAGUUCCGUCACUGCUUUAUGGGAGUCUGCUCUGGAAAGCCAGGCCUAGUAUUUUCUAUCAGCAGGGGCAUAUACAGCUGUAUUCAUGGAGUUCCUAUUGAAGAUAGACAGUCUGCCAUGAACUCUCCGUCAGCAACAAUGAAUAACACUCACUCUAAUAUACUUCGUCUUCUGCGCACUGCCAAGAAUAUGGCUAAUCUUUCUGGAGUGAAUGGUUCUCCUCAGAGUGCAUUAGACUUCAUACGGCGAGAAUCUUCAGUAUAUGAUAUAUCUGAACACCGGAGGAGUUUUACUCAUUCUGACUGUAAAUCCUUUCAGCCAGAGGAGAAUCUUUUCAGUGACUAUAUAUCUGAAGUGGAAAGGACCUUCGGUAACCUUCAACUUAAAGACAGCAAUGUCUACCAAGAUCAUUUUCAUCAUCAUAGGCCACACAGUAUAGGAAGUAAUAGUUCUAUUGAUGGGUUGUAUGACUGUGAUAACGCUCCUUUUACAACACAGCCAAGAUCAUUGUCAAAGAAACCUUUAGAUAUAGGCUUGCCAUCCAAACAUCCAACACCACAAAUAGGUGAUCUUUAUGGAAAAUUUUCAAUUAAAAGCGAUCGGUACGGAGCCCAUGAUGACUUAAUUCGAUCAGAUGUUUCUGAUAUAUCAACACAUACAGUCACCUACGGCAAUAUUGAAGGUAAUGCAAAAAGGAGAAAACAAUAUAAAGAUAGUUUGAAGAAGCGCCCAGCAUCCGCUAAAUCACGUAGGGAAUUUGAUGAGAUAGAAUUAGCCUAUCGUAGACGCCCAAGAUCUCCAGAUCAUAAGCGUUAUUUUAGAGACAAAGAGGGAUUGAGAGAUUUUUAUCUGGAUCAGUUCCGGACAAAGGAAAAUAAUCCACACUGGGAACAUGUAGAUCUAACAGAUAUCUACAAAGAACGAGGGGAGGAUUUAAAACAUGAAAGUUCUUGUUCUAACAGGCAACAUCAGAAACAUAGUGGGGAAUUUGGGCAGAAUGAACGUAAACAUGGCUCUGGAGGAAAUGCUUGGGAGAAAAAUAUUGGUAAUAUGGAGUGGGAAGACAGAACUUCAACCAACUUCUGUCGCAAUUGCCCUUCAAAGAUGCACAACUACACAGGGCAAAAUGCUAAUCGCCCAGCAUGUAUUCGUUGUGAGGUGUGCAAGAAAGCGGGAAACCUUUAUGACAUCAGUGAGGAUAAUUCUCUACAAGAUUUAGAUGCCAGACCAAUACCACCUGCCAAUUCCAAAUAUCCCCAAAGUCCAUCGAAUGGAAAAGCCCAGAAGCGUAACCGAAGUAAACUUCAUCGCCAGCAUUCCUAUGACACUUUUGUGGACCUUCAGAAAGAAGAUGUAACCUUAGCACCCCGCAGUGUCAGCUUGAAGGAUAAGGAACGCUUCUUGGAUGGUAGCCCAUAUGCCCACAUGUUUGAAAUGCCCAAUGAAUCCUCUUUUGCCAACAAGUCCCAUGAGCCAAGCCACAAUCCUGGGGGAUACAUGCUCAGUCGUUCCCUUUACCCUGACCGAGUCACCCAAAACCCAUUUAUUCCCACAUUUGGGGAUGACCAGUGUCUGCUGCAUGGGAGCAAGCCCUACUAUUUUAGGCAACCUGCAAUUGGUGGCUUGAAGGGAAGGUCGGACUUCCGAGGGACUGGUAAAUCACUCACUGCUGUACAUGCAGGUCCCCCAGGACGUUUUCAAAAAGACAUUUCUAUAGGGAACCAACCCAAUGCCUGCGUUGCAAACAAUAAGAACCCCAGAUCUUUCAACAACUCAACCAAUGGCCAUGUGUAUGAGAAGUUAUCCAGCAUUGAAUCUGAUGUCUGA